Molecule: messenger RNA, 1931 nt
Organism: Solea senegalensis (Senegalese sole)
Lineage: Eukaryota; Metazoa; Chordata; Actinopteri; Pleuronectiformes; Soleidae
Gene: ctsc
Product: cathepsin C
Exons: 9
Coding region: 339-1709 (456 amino acids)
Cellular component (GO): lysosome
Molecular function (GO): cysteine-type endopeptidase activity
Source: RefSeq, a predicted model, not a curated record
GCACAGCAAGAGAGUUUCAUGGCAAUUGUUUCCGUGUUCGCUUGUUAACUCUCUGACGCAUAUACAGUGUUAUUGAUCUUUCGUGGGCCGCAGAGAGUGAGUUUUAUGUCAUAUAGGAAAAGAACGUGAAAGAAUAUGGACUCGUGGUAUCUGCUUUACUGUCGACUUUAAAAAAUACAACAGCGGAUAACUGACACUGCGCAUGCGCUAUUUAAUUCCGCACUCUCAGUCACUCAUCUUGAGUGGGGAAGUUGAAGCGUGGCUCUUCGGUAAAAGUUUGCAGGAGUAACAGCCAGAAAGUGACACAAAACUCUGGUAAGCUAGUCCUGUGUGAGAAGAUGAGACUGAGCGCUGCUGUCCUGCUCUGUGUCCUCCUGCUUUGGGUUGACGGGUCCCGGGGGGACACACCUGCUAACUGCACCUAUGAGGAGCUGCUUGGGACAUGGGUGUUCCAGGUGUCCAAAGGAGGACAUGACAGAACAGUCAACUGCUCAGCUGAAGCUACAGGUGAGGCCACUGUGACCGUGACCCUGGAGAAACUGUCUGUAGCCACAGAUGAGCUGGGGAACACGGGCUUCUUCACCAUCAUCUACAACCAGGGCUUUGAAGUGGUCAUCAAUGGCUACAAGUGGUUUGCCUUUUUCAAGUAUUCUGAGGAGGGCACUCAAGUAACCAGCUACUGUGACCAGACUUUGCCAGGAUGGGUCCACGAUGUCCUGGGAAACAACUGGGCCUGUUUUGUGGGGAAGAAAGUGAAAGCAGUGCCACCCCAUAAAGAUUUUAAACCACUUUAUAGCACUGGGCAGCUCCAGAAGCUUUUCAGAAACAACCCAGACUUCAUCAAUUCCAUCAACUUGAUUCAGAGUUCCUGGAAGGCUGCGCCCUACCCAGAGCAUGAGAUGUACACUCUACAGGAGCUGUACCACAGAGCAGGGGGGCCUGCCUCACGUAUCCCAACGCGUGUUCGCCCCAAGCCUGUGAAAGCUGACAUGGUCAAGUUGGCAGCUGGUCUACCUGAGCAAUGGGACUGGAGAAAUAUAAAUGGGGUUAACUUUGUAAGCCCUGUGCGAAACCAAGCAUCAUGUGGCAGCUGCUACUCCUUUGCCACCAUGGGAAUGCUCGAAGCUCGCAUCCGAAUCCUCACCAACAACAGUGAGACUCCCAUUCUCAGCCCGCAGCAAGUGGUCUCUUGCUCUGAAUAUUCUCAAGGUUGUGAUGGUGGAUUCCCUUACCUGAUUGGAAAGUAUGUACAGGAUUUCGGCUUGGUGGACGAGUCAUGCUUUCCAUACGUUGGAAGAGACACCCCCUGUGGCAUCUCUCAAGCGUGCAGCCGUGUUUACGCGGCGGAAUACAACUAUGUCGGGGGAUUCUAUGGCGGAUGUAGUGAGAUGGCUAUGAUGUUGGAACUGGUAAAGAAUGGACCUAUGGGAGUGGCCUUUGAGGUCUACCCUGAUUUCAUGCACUAUAAAAAGGGAAUCUACCACCACACAGGCCUCGCAGACAUCUACAAUCCCUUCGAGCUGACGAACCAUGCCGUGCUGUUGGUGGGUUACGGCCGCUGCCACGUGACUGGACAGAAGUACUGGAUUGUCAAGAACAGCUGGGGCACAAGCUGGGGCGAAGAUGGCUACUUCCGCAUCCGCCGGGGAAGUGAUGAGUGUGCUAUUGAGAGCAUUGCAGUGGCAGCCAGCCCCAUCCCUAAACUGUAGCUGGGUGGGAGGGAUGGCCAUACUGAUGAAGAGUCUCAAUAGAGCAACUUAUUCUCCAUGUAGCUUACCUGAUUUCAAUGUGUGCUUGAGGAAAAUUCAAAGCAGUAAUCUGUAACUUUGUUCAGCAAAUAAGUACUCUCAAAUGAAAAUCUAAACUAGCAUGUUUCUGAUUUAAUGACGGUUCUUAAAGCCAGAAAUGGCACAUUAAAUUCAUAUUCUUAA